GUGUGGACAUGCGCAGUGUUUGUCAUUGUUAAAGGGAAUUGCUGGCCCGGUGGUUGUAGUCUGCAGUGUGUGGUAAACGAUCUGACUGUUGGUGUGGGUCCCAGAGGGAACGUUUGGCCAGGCCGGUGUGUUAGGCCCGGAGGAUAGAGGAGCACGUAUCGUGAUUGGCCGAAGCUGUUACUCGCUGCUUGUCGCUGCUAUCACAGUCCAACUUGAAGAUGGCAAUACCCAUGAACAAGCUUUGUGGUCUGGUUGCAGCAACCUUCACACCGAUGACUCAAGAAAAUGAAAUAAACCUGUCUGUAAUUGGUCAGUAUGUUGAUUAUCUGGUAAAAGUCCAGGGGAUUAAAAAUAUUUUUGUGAAUGGCACAACUGCAGAGGGCAUGUCCCUUACUGUUGAAGAAAGAAAAUUGCUUGCUGAAGAGUGGAUUAAACAAGGAAAGGGCAAGUUAGAUCAAGUGAUAAUUCAUGUGGGUUCCUUAAGUAUAAAAGAAUCAAAACAAUUGGCAAUACAUGCUGCCAAGUGCAAUGCUUCUGGGAUUGCAGUCAUUUCCCCAUUUUUCUUCAAGCCUCAAAGUAUAGAGGCUUUAACAGAAUGCCUAAAGGAAGUAGCAUCUGCUGCCCCCAGCAUCCCUUUCUACUAUUACCACAUUCCUGAAUUUACUGGAGUAUCUUUAAAUGUUGUGGAACUGCUAGAUGGGAUCGAGAAAAGGAUUCCAACAUUCCAGGGAGUGAAGUUCACUAGCAGUGACUUGUUGGACUUUGGUCAAUGUGUUCACAAGUUCAAGGAUAGGUUUACUUUGCUGUAUGGAAAAGAUGAGCUACUCUUAUCGGCAAUUGUACUGGGAGCAAGUGGAGCUGUUGGCAGUACAUACAAUUAUAUGGGAAAGUUGUGUAACAAGAUGCUGACUUUUGCUGAGAGAGGAGACUACGACUCGGCAAGGGAGCACCAGGCUGUGAUCCAGGAGUUCAUUGGCUCUAUAAGUAGAUUUGGUCUUGUUUUAGCAGACUACUCUUACUCUUCAGCAGCACAUCAACAACAGAAAACUUCUGGAGGAUAAUAUCAAGUAUCCUACAAGGCGUGGAUGAGAUCAUGUGCUGUAUGGAUUAUGUGCUGAUCCAUGGAUCCACUCAGACAGAAUGUGACAUUAAGCUGCAAGCUGUGCUGUAAUACCUACAGGAAGUAGGACUUAGAUCCACAACACAUUCUGAGUUGACUGUCAAGUAUCUUGGACAUAUUGUGGAUGCAUCUGAUAUUAGAGUUGAUCUGUGGAAGAUGAGAAGAAUUGAGUUUCCAGCUCCUUUUCAAUAUGAUUGAUCACCAGAGAUUCAUGAAAAUUGUAAGCCAAGUAGAAAGUUAUUGUGCAGUGGUUCUGGGAAGAAGUACAAUGGAAGACUUUUGAGAAAAUCAGAGGUGCAGCUAACACCUGAGAUUUUAGCACUCUGUGAUCCACACCUAGCUCCUGCCAUUGCUGCAGAUACAUCUCUGACAGGACUGGGAACUGUACUGUUUCAAAGACAUAGAACCUGAAAUGGUGGAUUAGUUCACGACGUGUUCCAUUUACUGAUAUUGAUUAGAAACAGGAGAGUUGCAGUGCAUUACCAGUUCCUUCAGCCUGUGACAAGUUUGCAUUCUUGUGUUCUUCGACUUGCAUGUCUGUGCAACAGAAAAGUGAGGUAGCACAAAUGGCUUCAAGAAUACAACUCUGACCGAGAAUGGUACAAAAGUAAUAUGUCAGGAAAGCAGCAGACCAAUGGUUUGUUUUUGUUGAAAAGAUAGCAGCCUUUGCAAUUACAACUGCAACUUUAUCAGCAAUAACGCAACAAUUGAAUAAAAGCAGAGGAGCACAGAAAUCUAAUGAGAAUGGGCUCAUAUUAGAGACCACUGUCUAAGAAUACAUAAUCCUAGUCCCAGACAGUAGUAUGAAAAGAGGUGACACCUCUGAGUCUUUGUAAGAGGCCUGAGACUUGAUAUACUGUAAAAGAUUUCACCAAAAACAUUUGGCUAUCACAAUGUAAGGCCAAAGGAAAAUAUACCAUUUGGUGGCCAAGUCUAUCCAAAACUAUUAGAAGAUGUAUUAAUCUGUGCUUCUUGUGCUGUUCAUCACAGGACCAGAAACCUGUUAAUGUCAACUUCCCAUCACAACAGUGUAAACUCCUCACUGAAAGAAGAUCAAGAACUCAACUCCCAAUUCUUCCACUCAUAAUCCUGCCAUCAGUAUAAAAUGGUUAUUUGGAAAAAGUAAUGGAGAAAGGGAUGAAUACUGAUCCAGUCGGGUAUAAAAUUUUGACAAGUAUUACAAAGCAUAUAAUCUAUCAGACCUCCAAUCAAGGCACCCAGUUUGGAUUUCACACCAGCUGGAGUAUUGUGUGCAGUUCUUUGUCACACACAAUAGGAAGGAUGUGAUAUGAUGCUGCAGAGGAGCUUCACCAGGAUAUUGCCUGUGCUGAAGUGUUCCAGCUAUGAAGAGACUAGAUAGAUUGGGUUUGUUUUCCUGAGAACCAAGAAGGCUGAGGGGAGACCUGAUUUGAGAUGUGCAAAAUUGAGAGACACAGAUAGGAAUAAAUGUUUCCCCUUGGUAAAGGGAUGAGUAACCUGGGGAUAUUGAUUGAUUUAUGUCUGGAGGUCUGGAGGGAUUUGAGGAAAGUUUCUUUCACCCAGAGGUAGGGUGGUAUCUAGAACUCUCCUGGUUGAAAAGAUGGUUAAGGUGAAACCAUUACAACAUUUUAAGAAAUAUUAAGAACACAAAUGUGUACAAGGCUGUGGGCCAAGUGCCAGAAAAUGAGAAUAAAAUAGGUAGCUGAUUGAUAACAUCAGAGCUUGAGAGCUAUGACUUAUUUGUUCCUGGUUUGACGAUUCAUGUGAGCUCUUGCUCUUCUGUUUUAGCCACACUAAAGUCAGAUGUAAAUUUUAGAAUUUCUAAAACAGCAGCUUUCAACAUGCUGUUGUUUUGCAUACAUGUUGUUUUGCAUACAUGUUGUUUUGAGAGACUGAUGCCCAAACGUAGAGGUUUUUCCUAAUGAUCAAAGAUGUUAAAAAUUGUUGAGCUAAAUUUCUACAAACUCUAAACCAAAAAUCUUUGGGGGCAAAAAAAUUUCAUGAAUUGAAUUUUAAUAUAUCCAAUUCAAAUAAUUUUCCUCCAAGUUUUUGUUAUUUUAAUAUUCUGACCUGAGCUUUGUUGCCAAAUUUGAGUUUUUGUCUUCGCUGCUCCAGUCGCCUGGAGAUGAAAUACAUUGCUGCAUUGUGGUAUGAAUUUGCCUUCAAACAGGUUGUUUUUACUUGAUGUGGCAACGCACGUGUCAUCUCCCCAUGAUCAAAGAAACUGAAUGUGGAUUUCAUGAUAUUAAAGAACUUAACAAAUUCUAUUAUGUACAAACCUCACCUCAAGCACACAGGUGUCUGGGCUAACGUUUAAUCUAGCAGUUUACGACAGAGGGACAUGCUUUCAGGAGAAUGUCACACUACAAGUGAUCUGA
Molecule: messenger RNA, 3477 nt
Organism: Rhincodon typus (whale shark)
Lineage: Eukaryota; Metazoa; Chordata; Chondrichthyes; Orectolobiformes; Rhincodontidae
Gene: npl
Product: N-acetylneuraminate pyruvate lyase (dihydrodipicolinate synthase)
Exons: 12
Coding region: 219-1061 (280 amino acids)
Biological process (GO): N-acetylneuraminate catabolic process
Molecular function (GO): 4-hydroxy-tetrahydrodipicolinate synthase activity; N-acetylneuraminate lyase activity
Source: RefSeq, a predicted model, not a curated record